This is a messenger RNA of Porites evermanni, 3964 nucleotides long. NCBI's taxonomy places the organism in Eukaryota, Metazoa, Cnidaria, Anthozoa, Scleractinia, Poritidae. The record is from the annotation of a GenBank genome assembly.
UUUCCUUCAGGAAAGGGAGGUAAAAACCGACGAAGAGGAAAGAAUGAAAACGAAUCGGAGAAACGCGAACUCGUGUUUAAGGAAGAUGGCCAAGGUGCGUGAUAAUAAGUUUGUCUUCCUGGUGAUCUCAAAGUUUCCUCAUAGUAAUAUUCCUCUUCUUAAUCAUCUUCUCUUUUAAGAGUAUGGCCAAGUUUUGAAGAUGUUAGGGAACGGAAGGCUGGAAGCGAUGUGUUUCGAUGGCAUCAAACGGCUUUGUCACAUUCGUGGAAAACUUCGGAAAAAGGUUUGUUAAAAUCAGGCCAAGUUUAGUACUCUUUGGUAUGCUCUGAUGUCUGUCCAAUACACACUAGUUGCUAUCCAUCAUAUAUAACGUAGGUCUUGUACAAGUAUACUAAGGGUUACUCAGAAACAUUAAUGUCGAAAAAUUAUAGUGUACUUUCGAUUUUUAAAUAAGCUUAAUAUUGUGUGGUUUAAGCUUAAUUUUAUCUUGGUUUACACUUUCCGUUUUUUGGCUAUAGUAGUGUCUGACAACGAAUUUAAAGCAAAGAAAAAUGUUAUUUAAUUCCGGGAUAAAACUGAGCCACAACAUGUGCAGCACCUUAUGUAGUUUAUGAUUAUAACCCCUCAUAUACAGUUAAUAUAUAUUACAUUCAAAAAGGUUGACGUAUUGGAAAUACAUAUAUUGUUUGUUUUUUCUUUUGUUUCGCAGAAAAAAAACAGAGAAAUAUAUAUUUUAUAUUUCUUAAAUGUCGACCUUUAUGAAAAAACAGAGAUUCCAACCCUCCUGAUUUCACAUGUUGCCUUCGGCUCUCCUGAUUUGUAUUAGAUUCUCCUGAUUUAUUCUGAAAACAAGGAAGACAAUUGCUUAUCUUACGUAUUUUUUUGUGAUGUGAGUGUGAAACCUUAUGUAUUACACUUUCCUAUCCUAUAAUGUCCCAACAAGUCUCUCCAUUGAACAUCACUAUAGUGUCAAAAAUGCAGCAAAUGCUGCUUGAGAUAAAUUAAAUUUGCCAAAUUUCCUGGUGGAGCAUACCCCAGAUCCCCUCUGGAGGCUCACACCUAAGGUGCUUGUGUGAGUGCCUUCAGUGCUAAAAAUACUCCCUAUUUUCCUUGAAAAGGGGUUGGAAUCUCUGGAAAAACAAUUGCAGGGCAAUAUCCAGCCAUCUUGACUGAAAAGGUUGGUCAAUAAAGAAUUAACCAUAUUUCCAGCAAACUUUUUCUUGUGGAACCAAUGUGGGAAAUUCCCACCGCAAGACAGGCCUUUCUUACCUACUUGGAGAGCCAAUCAGAACUCAAGAUUUGCUUUAUCUUGCCCAUUUGCAGAUUCAGCCUUACAAUAAUGGAUUUUAUAAUGUCUGAUUUGAAAGACUGUUUUGGAAACCUUGUUACUGAUUAAAUGCCUUUAGAAAGAAUGACAGAUUGCUUCUCUGCUGGCUGUUCAUGCUUUAAGUUGAGGCCCUCUGUUAGAAAAAAAUUUUGUCAAGUGACAUAGCCUUGGAACAGAGACAUAAGACAAGAUGAAAAGGCUACAAACAGAAUUAAGAUGGGUUAAAUACCAACAGGGACAUGGUGUAUGCACUCCUUAAAAUGCAAAACAACCGUAUUUGAAAUUCAGACUAGCGACCUACUGUAGGUGCUCACCCUCCCUCCCCAUCCUCCUGAAAGGGCCUUGUCCAUGGGUCCACUCUGUUAGGGUCAAUAUAAAUGCAAAAAUGAAUGAGGCCAAUAUCCAGCCAUCUUGACUGCAACUGCUUGGUCAAUAAAGGUUUUUUUUUAUUUCCAACAAGAAAACUGGGUGUUCAUAGCGUGGAAAUUACUCAAAGCUCACCAUUUUAUAGUGGUGUGGGUUCUGUCUGAUGUUAAUAUUUCGUAUUAUGUCAUUAGUGCAUCAUCUGCAACACCAAGAAACUGCUGUUGUCCUACUUAAAAAACAUGAACGUAAUAUACAUGCUCUACUGGCUUGUCCACUGCUAUGUUAAUGGUUAAGUGUUUCAGGCUAUGCGGGGCUGUGCGCUAGCAGAGCCCUGUGGCCCCUGGCGCCUAACUUUUGCCCUUGGGCAAUUAGAAGGAUCUCAUACUUUUCAUACAAAUCAUAUGCUGGGCACCCUAGAUUUUACAGUUUCAGAGCACUGGGCUCCCUUCAAUUUUCCUUCAAGCACAGCCUUGCUAUUUGAUUGGCAAUUUCUCGCAAUAUCUUUUGAUUUUUUAUUUCUGUCGGGACUCCCAAGUCCUUGAGUGUUUGUUGGUGCCCUCUAAGAAAAAAACAAUAGAAAGGGCUUGAAAAAAGUCCCGUCUGGUUGUCUAGGACAGGUAGAUUUUCAUGUUAGGCAUGUACAUCGUAACUCUUUAACUUGACCGAUGGGCUAGGAUUCAGGCAAGUCAUGAUUGUCUAUGAUUGUAUGCCUUGCUGAACUACUACUGAACUGGACACACUAGACAAUGUUUUAACUGUCAACUCUCUUUUAAUGGCACCUCUCUAAGAUGGACACCUGGUGUUGGUCCCUGCUGUUUUUCAGUCAUUUCAGUGUAAAUAUACUCUCUAUAAGUCUAACACCUCUCUAAGAUAGACCACGGACACUUUUGAAACUGUCAGCGGCCACUACAAGUGGUUUAUGAAGUAAAAAUACCACAUAGGGUACAUGUAACAGAAAUGUAGGUGCUCUACAUAACAGUAAAUUGCAAUUAGAAGAAGGAAAUUGAAUGAGAAAAUGAUUCAACUUUCAUAUUACAUACUUGUUCCAGUUCUCACUGUUUUGCACAAGUUAAACAGGUAUGUAAGCAUUUCAAAUAGGUUCAACUUUAUUCUCUUAUAUUAUUACUGGUAUCACGUCACCUUGAUUCUUGAUAAGCCAAACAACCCUCUAAGAUGGACAGUCAGGGCCAGUCCUGAAGGUGUCAGUCUUUGAGAGAGUUUAUUGUAUUACAUAUUUAGAACUUAAGUAAGUUAUGCAAGUUGGCCUGGCAGAUUUUUUGGACACCUACAGCAGCGGUAUCGUUCAGGACCUCACUCACUCAGUCAAUGAUUGUAAUAUUCAUAUGAAAUCAUUCUGAUUUUUUUGCCUUAGGUUUGGAUCAAUCAAGGUGAUAUUAUUCUGUUAGGACUUCGAGACUAUCAGGUAUUGAUUACAGAUGAUACCAGGCUUAUUUUUUGGUUAAAAGAUUUUUGUGAUAAAUAGUAGGGAGCUUAAGAUGUCACAAUGACAAUGACAAUGAGAACAUCAAAAUGUUAUAGGUAUAAGUCGGUUGGGCAUGAUCAGGACUGUUUUGUGACAGUGACUGACAUUUCGACAACCUGUGCAGUAGUCAUCUUCAGAGUCAAAGUGAGAUGUAUCACAUCAGUUGUUGGUAAAGUCUGGCUGUUGACCUGAUUGGUCAAUUAAGUCGCAAUGUUAUUGGUUCUCUGUCAGUUAAGCCAUGAUGUUAUUGGCUAUGAAGACUGUAAAUGUCAUUGCUGUGUUUUGAUCUGUCUAUUGUCACAGUUAAACAGUCAUUAAUAUAUUGUUAGUCCAAUUGUCGGUUGUCCAGUCCUUCUUUUGUGGUUAGGUCAGGUCCUGAUGAUAAUGCUCAACCUACUUAUUAAAAUGACUCCUGGGUUCAAACCUUUCACAGGUUUGGGUAAGAAAGGCAAGAACUUGGCAUGUGCAGUGCUCACAUUUUUGUUUAUUUCUUUGCCGUUACAGCACAACUACCAAAUGGAAUUGCUUAUUUUUCCAAAUCUGGCAUACUUGUAAACCCUGUAGUGAAAUCUCAUUGUACCACAGAAAGCCUCAUGUAUGUAACUCAGGGCCCACAUCUAUAUAUACCAGUAAUUUGUGUGUUGUUUUGUUGUGAUCACCAGGACGGUAAAGCGGAUGUUAUUUUGCGAUACAAUCCUGAUGAAGCCAGAAAUUUAAAGGCAUAUGGUGAACUCCCAGAUAAUGGUACAGUGCAUUCAAUAGCUGUUGAAAAAUAUUUUUCUAUAUAA